GUUCCUGAUUUGCAGAAACAGUAUUUGACUCUAUGUAUGGAAAAGCUCCAGAGAACUAACCCUUUAAUUUUGCACAAAUUACACGAACUAGAAGAAAACAUUAAAAAUGGACUAGAAGUAAUUUCAUUGAAGUUGGCUGGUAACAAUCACUUAAUACCAGUAGAAAGAAUAAAAGGUACAGAGUUUUGGAUUCUUUGUAAAAUUUUAAAGAAGGUUCAAAAUAUUAAAAGUUUGGAUGUGAGAUAUAACAGCAUUGGUGAUACUGGUGCAUUCUAUGCAGCAAGACUGUUACAGAAAGACCUUAAUCUCAGAUAUGUAAACCUUAUGUUUAAUGAUAUUGGACCUGAAGGUGGAGAAUUUAUUGCUAAAGCACUAAAUAGCAAUGUAACUCUCAAAUACCUAAGAAUGACUGGAAACAAGAUUGAAAAUAAAGGGGGAAUGUUAUUUGCUUCAAUGCUACAAAAGAAUUCAUCCUUAGAAAAACUAGAUUUAGGUGACUGUAAUCUGGAAAUGCAAAGUUUGAUAGCAUUUGCUACAGUCCUGACUCAAAACCAAACACUUAUGGGCAUCAACUUAAACCGACCUAUACUAUAUGGAGAACAGGAAGAAUCCACAGUUCACUUAAGCCACAUGUUAAAAGAAAAUCACAACCUUGUUGAAUUACACAUGUGCAAGCAUAAUAUUAAAAACUGGGGAAUGAAAUAUUUAUGUGAGGCAUUGUAUAUGAACAGAAGCCUACGCUACCUUGAUGUCAGCUGCAAUAACAUAACUCGUGAUGGAAUGAUGUUUUUGGCUGAUAUGUUGAAAAAAAAUACUGCCCUAGAAGUAAUAGAUAUUUCUUUUAACAGAAUAGAAAAUGUAGGAGCAAAAUAUCUCAGUGAAACUCUUGCUUCACACAACAGAAGUCUUAAAGCGUUGUCAGUUGUAAGCAACAGCAUAAGUGGAGAAGGACUUGUUGCACUUUCACAAGCAAUGGAGAAAAACCCCAUAUUCUCUCAUAUUUACAUUUGGGGAAACAAAUUUGAUGAGGCUACAUAUAUAGCAUAUUCAGACUUAAUUCAAACGAGACGACUAAAAGCAGACAAUACAGAUGUGGAGCCGUAUAUGGUGGAUGGAAAGAUGUACCUUGCAGAAGUGUCGAAUGGCCUUAAAAAGCACUAUUAUUGGACACCAACUUACGAAGCUGUUAGUCACAACUCAGCAAAUGCAGGUUUUAGUCUUGUACCAGUAGGCCAAGAUCUAUGA
This is a messenger RNA of Suncus etruscus (white-toothed pygmy shrew), 1245 nucleotides long. It is a transcript of the gene LRRC34, whose product is annotated as leucine rich repeat containing 34. Lineage: Eukaryota; Metazoa; Chordata; Mammalia; Eulipotyphla; Soricidae. Gene Ontology annotation, molecular function: protein binding. The record is from RefSeq and is a predicted model, not a curated record. The transcript has 10 exons. The coding region runs from base 37 to 1245 and encodes 402 amino acids.